ACCUGCGUCUUUGAAGCGCCCUUUCUGUUCCAACCUGAAGUGCCGAUACCAAUAAGGUUAAUGUUUUUACUAUGUCAUAGUGAAGAAUAUGAAUGAAGUCCACUUAUUUCAAUAUUCAGGUAAUCAUUCUGUUCAUAUUAUCAUUGAUACCAUGGCCAGGGCCCUCGGUUUUCAAGAUAUCUUGCCCAAGAGAUAAUGCUCGGAUAGUUAGAAAGAUAAUACAAACAAAAUGGCUACCUGUUCUAGACAAAUUCAAAGUCACUCUACCUUUAGAAUGUCCUUUUCAUCCUAUGAGGGACAUAUUCGGACCACAACAAGCGGCCAAGAAACAGCACAGAGCCUCUCAAUGGACGUGUGGUAUUUGCGGGAAGUCUUUCUUCGAAGAAAAAUAUCUAGAUAUGCAUUUUGACAAUCGACACAAAGAAUAUAUAAAUAUGGCCGAAGAUGCAGUGUGCCUUGCUGAUUAUUGCGAUAUUAUGAGAUGUGACGUCUUGAUGACCCAAGAUUUCAAAUCUGUCUAUCCAGAACACGAAAAUACUGAUAUUGAAAUUUGGCGGGAAGCCUCUGCUUACUCCAAAGCACUAGCAACAUCGAGUCCCAGACACGUAGCGAAGUACACCUUUAAAAAUGGAAAUUACCCUCAUUUACAAAAACAACCGCAGUCAGACGUUAAUCUUAAGAAACAUUGUCAGAAAAUGGAAACGUCCGAGUCCAAUAAUAGUAACGAGGACCGUAAUACCAACGAAGAAGACAAAUCUCAAAAUACCUCCAAUAAUAUCUGUCAAAACGAUUUAGUAGAUUCCGCUCUCCCCGCACCCGAUAAUAGGCAACAACGAAUAGCCGAAUUACAAAAACUCAAAGCGCACUGCAAACCUGAAGAACUACAAAAAAUCAAAACCAAAUGUGAAAUACUAGUUAGGGACUGCAUAGCUGGACUGCUAAUUCAGCUUUCUUUAAAAGAUUUCAAAGAAGUUGAGGAUGAACUGAACAGAGCAGUAUGCUGGUACCUUACUUGUGAUAGAUAUUGGGAAGACUCGCAGUCAGACAUUCGAAGUUUUCCAUGGGGUCUACUUUGCAUGAUCAUCAUGGUUACCUCUUUGGGAAUAUGUCUGUGCUACUAUGUUAUUUGGGUCUUAUUUGAUAAAAACUUUUUCAGUACUGAUGACGUCAGCGUUACCAGUACUAGCAUUACCGACAGGUCCACACCGUCUCCUGCGCAUGCGCUUCGCCACGACAUGCAAGCUUCGAUGGACGGCCAUCAAAUGUAUCCAGAGGAUUACUACUUAGCGCCUGAUAAAGAUAACGAAUAUAUCUAUGUCACCUAUCCUCCGGAUUUGAAGAGGAGACUUCUUGAAAGCUGCUACAAUCGAACUACCCGCUUGUGAGAAAUAGUUACAAGAUUAGCUAGAAAUAUUUUUUAAUAGCAUUCCUGCCGAUCUCUCUUAAACCAUCUUCAAGUUUUCGUACAAAACGUAGAUUAGUUCAAGUUUGUACAAUUAGUUCUGCCAAAAAUUAUCUUUGUAUAGUAACCUACAAAAUACAAUGUACCAAUUUUUCAUCAAGUACCUUAUUAGAUUUUGCAAUUAGUGCAUACCAAAUAUUAUUAUAUUAGUUACACUCGUUAUGUAAUAGUGACUUUUAGUUAUUAAAAGUCAGCAUUGUGUAUAUUGUUGUUUGAUAUUUAAAAGACAGGUGUGAUGUUAAUAUAAAUAUUAUAUAACUUUCAUUUGAUUAUUUCGUUUAUAGAGUUUCUGACCAAUAGAAACUUACAAAAAUAAAAACUUCAGCGAUUAUUUUUUAAUGAUUUUAAUUUCCAAUCAUGUAGUAAGAUUUUUCAUCACGUGUUUAAUUCUGAUCAAUCAGAUUAUUAUUAUACUGGGUAUAAUCUACUUACAUUAUUAUACUGAGAAUAAAUUUUAAUUAUUUUGUUUCUGUUUAAUUACAAAGAACAACGAGUUUUCUAGUUUUGACAACUGUCAUAUUUAAGAAAAGAAACUAAAUGAAUGAGCCCGAGUGUAAUUCGGUAAGAUUUUUUUAAUGAAUAAAACUGUAUUUAUUAAAUAAUUUUAACUAAUAUUUUAUUGAUAUCAUCGUCUGAAUAUUUGCUAAAUCUGUUCAUGCUGUUCACUUUGAAAAGUUAUAAAAUUUUAAUUGUGAUAAGUGUCACUGAAGAUAAAUCUCUGGAUUAUCUCUACUCAAAAGAUAACUCCCGAAACAGGUCGAUUUUGAUUUUUAAAUUACAAUUUGUUAGCAUAUAUAUCAUACUAGUGACGUCAUCCAUCUGGGCGUGAUGACGUAAUCUAUGAUUUUUUUAAAUGAGAGUAGGGGUCGUGCGAUAGCUCAUUCGAAAGGAUAUUUAAUUCUCUAUUCACUAAUUUAACAUAACUAUUGUUUAGUUUUUACUAAACAUUAACAUAACUAUUUAUACAGGCCGCCUAAAUUUUUUUUUAAUUGAGACAAAAAGAAGAAUGUAAUAUAUUUAAUGCAAAAUACAAAAAACAGAAAAAAAUAUAAAUUUGAAAAAUAAACAUUCCUUUUCGCUUAAACUAAAUGUUCAAACUGCUAAGAAGCAGGUGGGUGGCAACUUUAGUAUUGAAUUUAAGCGAAAAACAAUAUUUAUUUAACAAAUAAACAUUUUUUCCUGUUUUCGGACAGCAGUAAAAUGUAUUUCAAAUUAAAUAAAUUAUAUAUUCUUCUUUUUGUCUCAAUUAAUUUAAUUAAAAAAAAAUUGUUGAGGACCCAGUAUAAAUAAAUAUGUUAAUGUUUAUAUUACUGAAUAGAGCAUUGAAUAACCUUUCGAAUGAGCUUAUCACACGACCCCUAUUCUCAUUUAAAAAAAAUCAUCGAUUACGUCAUCACGCCCAGAUGGAUGACGUCACUAGUAUGAUAUAUACACCAAAAAAUUAUAAUUUAAAAAUAAAAAUCGGCCUGUUUCGGGAUUUAUCUCCAGAGUAGCCUGUUCUCGAGAAAAUGAAUUUAUUCCAACUCAAACGUCCUCACUGUAUUUAGAAAUUCUUGAGUAUUUAAAACUAUCUUUUGUAAAUGUCUUUUCUUUCCUCUCCUUUUCUCUAUAUUUCUUGCUAAAAAGAAAAUCCCUUUAUUAUCUACAAAUGAACCUUUUUCCCAGUAGCUACACAAUUUGUUUAUCUUAAAUUUUGUAGUAUCGAGAAUGAGAUAUGAAAAUGCAGAUAUUAAAGUUAGUGCGACAUGUAUAAAAGGGCGUCACUAUUACAUAACGGGAUCAAAUUCAAAAACACAUUUAAACCUAACAUAUUUUGGAAAUAUUGGAAGAGCUAUUAUAUUUAAAAAACUGAAAUAUCUUCUUCAUUCUGUCUAUUUCAUCUUCUUAUUUAUAUAUUUUUUACGUUACCUAUAAUACAAAAUCUAGUCGAAUAAUCCUGCAGAUAUCCGUUUCCUAGAAAUUAUUAGCUUCAAUUACGUUUAAUUAGGUAUACAGGGUUUCCAAAAACUCUCCUGACAAACGAAGACCGGAGAUUCCUCAGAUUAUUUUAAGACAAUUUAACCUAGUCCGAAAAUACUUCCUAAGCUAAGGGAACUAGAGCUCUUUAAAGAUGGUCUGCUACAGACCGGUCUUUGCAUGAUGACAAAUUCUAAGCAACUUUUGUUCUAUAGAGUUUUUUCACUAAGUCAAUACUUUUCAAGUUAUUUGCGAGUGAAUAUGUUAAUUAUUAAAUUGUAGCUAAUGAAAAGUAUGUUUUUUCUCGUCAAAUUCCAAAUCGAAUAUUUCAACGUGAAAUAACCAAAAAACGGAACACUUUUCGGUGAAAACGCAUUACAACUUUUUUAAAGUGGUAAAAAGGGUUAUUUUUGUUUUAAAAAAAAACUUCUAACAUUAAAAGUAAGUGAGUUCAGCUCAAAAUAUUGUUGGUCCUUUUUAUUUUUUGGUAAAAAGAAUCGCGAAAAUCACCCUCUAAUUAGCAUCCUAAAUAAAAUUAAUCCUUACCGCUACACAAGUUACUUUGCUAAUGUAUUCUUUAUUAUGAUCUGUAAGUUUCAUCGGUUCAAAGUGCUUGCUUUUGAGAAGGCUGUAGUUAAAAUGGCUUGAACGAGUCACUAAUCCCGAGUGUAUGCAAAUUUUGAACAGCCAUGGCAUAAUCAAUUUUUGUCUAACAGGAAAACGAGAAAUCCAAAAUAUUCAGAAAAGUAAAACGUACAUUUUAUUACUCUUUGAGAUUUUUGGUAAUACUAAUAAUUUUUAAGUUAUUUUGAAAAAAAAUUUGGAUUUUUUUCAAAAUUAAAAAAAAAUAUUUUAAAACCAAUUUUUUUCAAAAAUAAGAACUUUGAACCAAUGAAACUUAUUAUAGAUCAUAUAAACAAUACAUAAGUAAAGUAACCCGUGAAGCGGUAACGAUUAAUUUUAUUUGGGUGCUAAUUAGGGGGUGAUUUUCGCGAUUCUUUUUACCAAAAACUAAAACGGACCAACAAUAUUUUGAGUGAAAGUCACUUACUUUUAAUGUUGGAAGUAUUUUUUAACAAAAAUAUACCUUUUUACUUUAAAAAAGUUGUAAUGCGUUUUCCCCGAAAAGUGCUCCGUAUUUUGUUAUUUCACGUUGAAAUAUUCGAUUUGGAAUUUGACGAGAAAAAAACGUACUUUUCAUUAGCUACAACUCUGGUUUCACUGGGUCUACAGACUUCAUGCAUACAACAUUUUUUCACUUUUUUAUAAGCUAUAUUUUGCUAAGUAUAGAACAAAAGUUGCUUAGAAUUAGUCAUUUUAUCCAAUUCCGGACUUAUUUUGAAUGUAUUUUUCUUAGACCAUAAAAACUGAUAGACACGCCGUAAUGCUAUUCUCUCUUCUCGAAGAGUGAAGCCAACAUAAAACGAUUCACACAGCUGUGCGUGACGUCAGUUUACGGCAGAAAACGUUUGCCGUAUUAGAGAUUAGAAGUGCUUAUAAUAGGCGUUGUAAACUUUUUAAAGUGUUCCAAUUUAAAAAAUUUCAAUACACUAAUUUUUUAAUUAUGGUGUUAUCUUGCACAGCAUUUAAUUGUACGCAAGGACAAAAAAAGGGGAAAACAGCUAAAAUCCAGUUUACAGCAGCAUAAUAAACAAGCGAUUUUUCAAAAAACUUACGAAUUUAUAAAGUAUCCUAAUUCACUCAAAUAUUCCAACAAUGGUGAACCACUGCAUCUAAGCAAAAGAAAAACGGAUUUUAUUGGUAUGAUCAUUAAUUUAAAGUCACUAAUGCGAAUUUGGAAAAAUUACGUGAAGGAUAAUAUGGAUGGAGGUCUGAAGUAUCUUUCGUCUUUCGGCCUAUAAACUUUCUCAGGAUCAUUUAGAAGUUUUCUUUAGUUCUAUUAUAGGAGUCAUGGAAGUUACAACAACAACCCAACUGCAAAACAAUUUAAAGAUGGAUAUAAAAGACUCUUACUGCACACAAGUGUUACAGGAUCUACCCAGGCUAAUUGUAUAGAACAGGCACCUUCCACAUUUUUAGCAAUGAGCAGAACAAAUACUGUGAAAAUGAAAACUGUUGAUCAUACUGAUGAAAAUAAUAGGGAAAUAAUAACUAGUAACCAUGAUUAUACUGUAAAUAAUUUAAGUUUUUCAAAAACAUUCAUCUUAUGUUUGUGAUGUUGUUGACUAUAUCGCUGGGAUUGUAGUUACGAAAGUUAAGAAAAUGUGAUAAUUUACAAUGUCCAUUCAUAAGACACAAAAAUUAUAGCAUAUUAUCAAAAAAAUUUUUAAUUCAACCUUCUAAAGACGUCAUUCAUAUUUGCAAAAUUGCUGAAAGCGAAAUUAGAAUUAUGUAGGUACAAUUCAAAAAAAUUGAAUGAUUCUAAAUUAAUGACAAUAUUGAUCUUAAACGUGCAUGGUUCUGUGUUUAACGAAUACAAAGAACAUAAUAUGUGAUCAUGAUUUUGAAAUAAACCAAAUAAUGUAAUAAAAGUUAGAAGUAAGUUAACAAAAGCUAUUUUGUUUUGUGGUCAUUAAUUAAUAGAUUUCCUACAUAUUUUUUCACCUAACCUGAAACUUCACCCAAAAGAAAAUUACUCUCCUUUAAAUUUAUUUUUGAUUAUUAAACAAGAAGAGAUAUACCAAUGAUAUACUUUCAAAUAAAACAUUUAUUUUUACAAAAUAAAUUACUUUAAGUCAAAAAUAUUUAUUAAUUACUUUGCUAAAUGAUUUUUCUUCAAUAUUUUUUACAAAAUAUUGAAGUUAUACUAAAAUUAAUCUAAAAUUGGGUAAUUUUAUUAGUGCUUUGCUAAGAAUAAAAACGAGUUCUUGCCGUAUUGUGACGUCAAUUUCGCGGAAGGUCUUGGCUUCAACGAUUCGGUACAAGGCGUGUCUAUCAGUUUUUAUGGUCUAAGGUAUUUUUCACCCCCGAGAAGGGGGUAUUCCCCUUCAUUUUACAAAAAUCAUGGGGUGUAGAAUUGUAAACUUUUUCUUAUGUGAUAAUAGACAAUUUCAACUGGGGUCCGGACAAAUAAUCCCGGACAAAAAAGCCCCACAAAUUAUCCCUGGACAAAAAAUCCCCGGACAAAAAUCCCCGGACAAAUAUUCCCCGGACAAAAAAUCCCGGACAUAUAAUCCCCACACACAAAUUUUGUUGGACUAAAUAUCCACACAAAAAUCCCGGACAAAAAAUCCCCAAGAAAUAUUUGCUGCCUAAUAGUUAUCUAAAAGUUUUCCAAAAAUAACAAAUUUCGAAUUCCAAUUCCAUGCUGAAAACUUCAAGUUUUACAUGACAAAAGAGUGCGAGUUUUUUCAAGAAUUGUGGAAGAUAUGGGGAAUGAGCUGAGGCCCCGUUUUCAUGUCAGGCGCUUAAGGCGCGUUUUGAAAACGCGCGAUUACAACUACAUACAUUUUACUGAAGACCUUUCACAUGCUAACGCGCGUUUUAGGUCAUUAAGACGCGCGUUGGCAUGUGAACGGUCUCAAGUAAAAUGUAUGUAGUUGUAACCGCUCGUUAUCAAAAUGCGCGUUAAGCGCCUGUCAUGAAAACGGAGCCUUAGCUCAUUCCCCAUAUUUUCCACGAUUUUUGAAAAAACUCACACUUUUUUGUCCUGUAUAAACAAAUAAAUUUAACAAAAAUAUAACACAAAUAAACUGGACUAGCAUGAAACUGGAAUUCGAAAUUUGUUAAAAUUUCAGGAAAACUUUUAGAGAACUAUUCGACAGCAAAUAUUUCUUGGGGAUUUUUUGUCCGGGAUUUUUGUGGGGAUUUUUUGUCCGGGGAUUAUUUGACCGGGAAUUUUUUGUCCGGGGAUUUUUUGUCCGGGAUUAUUUGUCCGGGUGUUUUUUGUCCUAGCUUCUUUCAACUACCUGUUCCCAAAUUUUCAUACUUCCUUUACUUUUUUUUGAUCAGAUUGUUCUUUGAUUGGGCUAUCAUUGUCAAUCGAACUGACAAGAACCGUGUGUUUUAUUCGAGAAAGGAAACCAUGUUGCUCUUUAAGUAUUUAAUAUGAAUAUAUUAUUAUCAACUUAGAAUCGCACUCCUCUUCUUCUUCUUCUUCAGCCUGUGUUCGUCCACUGCUGGACAUAGGCCUCUUCCAUUUGCUUCCUUCGAUUUCUACUCUUGGCAAUUCUCGUCCACUGUUUGCCCGCGACUUGUUUGAUAUUAUCUGCCCACCUCUUCUGCGGUCUGCCUACUCCUCGCCUGUUCUCUCUUGGUCUCCAGUUUGUUAGUCUCUGUGUCCAUUUUUCGGGAUUAUCUCGGGCAACAUGUCCGACCCAUUGGCACUUGAGCCUUGCUAUACGUUCUGCGACAUCAGUAAUCUUUGUUCUUUCACGAAUGUCGAUAUUUCGAAUUUUGUCUCUCAAACUAAUCCCUAGCAUGGCCCUCUCCAUCGCUCUUUGUCCUUAUAUAGUUACAGGCAAGAUAAAUUUGUCAUAAACUCUACGUUUUAGACACAUUGGUAUAUCUCUAUUCUUCAAGAUAAAGCUUAACUUGCCGAAAGCUACCCAAGACAAUUGUAUGCGUCUUUUUAUUUCGGCUAUUUGGUUUUCUUUGCCGAUUUUAAUGGUAUGUCCAAGAUGUAUAUAGUGGUCUACAUUUUCAAGACUGACGUUGUCAAUAACAAGAUUAGUUUGUACAUUACUCAUUAUUUUUGUUUUCUGAAGAUUCAUUUUGAGACCUAUUUUAUUUGACUGCUGGUUUAGCUCCUUCAUCAUUUGCUCCAGUUCCUUGAUAUCUGUACUGAAUAAUACUAUGUCGUCCGCAAACCUCAAAUGACUCAAACGUACACUAUCAAUGUUUAGACCUUUUUCCUCCCAGUCGAGCUGUUUGAAUACAUUUUCCAAUGCUAAGGUAAAAUGUUUUGGUGAAAUAGUAUCACCUUGUCUAAUACCUUUACCAAGGCGUAUUUUUUCGGUUUUUUGGUCUUCAUUAAUUUUGAUGUGGAAUGUGGCCUAUUCAUAAAUGUUUUUAAUGAGUGUAGUGUACCGUAAGUCUAUUCGAGCAUCCCUGAGGGCUGACAAAAAGGACCAGGUUUCAAUACUAUCGAAAGCCUUGUGAAAGUCAAUAAAUGUCAUAUGUAAGGGUACAUUAUAUUCUGUGGUUUUUUCUACCAGUGUUCUGAUGGUUUGUAACUGAUCGUUAGUACCAAACCCUUUUCGAAAUCCCGCCUGUUCAACCGGUUGAUAUAAAUCAAGUUUUUGUGUUAUGCGGUUGGUUAUUAUUCUUGUUAGCAAUUUGUAUAAAUGUGACAACAAACUUAUAGGCCUGUAGUUUUCAAUAUUAGUAGUGUCUCCUUUCUUGUGUAAAAGUAUUAUUUCGGCGCUUUCCCACAGAUUGGGUAUUCUUUUCUCUUUUAGACACCCAUUCAGCAAGACUUCCACAACCUCUACAACGGUGUUGCCACCCAUUUUUAACAUUUCAGACGUUAUAUGAUCCUCGCCAGGAGCUUUUUUAUUCCUCAUUUGCUGUAAGGCAUGUCUAAUUUCCGAAGAAGUUAUUUUAGGGAGAGUUUCCGAGCCGACGUUUAGAAUUGUUCUAUGGCCUGUUCCGGGGUUCUGUAUAGUGGAUGUUAGUGUGACCAACUCCAAUUCAGUAGAAUCCGGGACAAGGCUGAAAAAAUACCUGAAAUCCGGGACUUUUCAAUGAAAAUCGGGCCAUUUUUUUAGAAGACGAUAAUUAAAAUACAGAAACGAAAAAAAGUCCACCGUUUUAGUUUUCGUAGAACUAUAAUAUCACGAUAUAAAAUGCAUGCAUUUUGGAUGUGUUAUAAGUAUUACACUCUAGAAAUUGUCCAAUUUUUUUCGUCCCACCAAUUCAAUUUGAUGUGAAUUCAUAGAAGAAUAACGCAUUCAAAAUUUCAAAGUACAAUUUUACCAAAACUUUGAAAAUUCGGAUGGCCCGGAAGCCUUGCCCGGGACGCUGGGACACGACUCCGUAAUUCGGGCCAUGUCCCGGAUUUUUCGGGCUAGUUGGUCACACUAGGAUGUAUAAAGAUUCUUGUAGAACGUUUGUAUUUCCUUGAUUAUUUGAGUUUUUUCCGUCACCGUAUUCCCCUGUUGGUUUUUGAUUUUAGUUAUCUUCGAUUUUCCUUUAGUUAAAUUUGAUUUCAAUACUCUCAUGUUUCUAUUGUCUUCAAUGGUUUGCAAUAUUUGUUUUGUUUUAUAAGCCCGCAAGUCCAACCUUAGGCUCUUUUUAACUUUAUUGUUGAUAGCCUUAUAUUCUGGUAAUUCUUUAGAUGUUCUUCUUCUUUCUUCCAUUAAAUCCAGUGUUGUUUGUUUAAGUUUCGUUUUUCUCGGAUUUUUAUUUUUACCACAGAUCUUUUUUGUAGUUGAUGUUAUGUCAUUCGUUAAUUUUUGUGUUAUUUCAUUUAUAUCUUUCGUGGUGAAUACUGGUAAAGGUCCUAGUUUCUUUUUUAGUUCACUUUGAUAUUCCUCUUGAUUCAUUUCGAGUGCUUCUAUGUUUGGUAAUUUAUCCUGUGUUAAUAAUUUUCUUCUAUCGAAUUUCGUAUUUACUUCUAUUCGCACCCUAACUAAUCGAUGGUCACUACCAGUGUCGACAGAAUUUAGUACAGUAACAUCUUUAGCAAUGUUUUUGAAGUUAGAGAGUAUAAAGUCAAUUUCAUUUUUUACUUUGCCGUCUGGGCUGUGCCACGUCCAUUUUCUCUGCAUCUUUUUCUUGUAGAAUGUGUUUAAGCAGAAUAGCUUUUCUUUGCUGAGGAAAUUUGCGAGCAUAUCUACUCUAUGUGAUUUCUACUUCCCAGUCCAAAAUUUCCAAUAUAUUCGUUGUCGUUGUUAUUUUCGUUCUUUCCUAUUUUAGCGUUGAAAUCUCCCGUAAUUAUUACGUAAUAUGUUUUCUCUAGGUUUCUGGCUCUUGUAAUGUCUUCAUAAAGUUGUUCUACCUCUUCAUCAUCUGCAGAAGAUGUUGGCGCAUAACAAUGGAUUAUUUGAAUGCUGUAUCUACAAUUUAGUUUUAUUAUCAGAUAGAUAACUCUAUUAGAAAUCGCUUGGAAUUUAGUUACCAUGUUUUCAAUUCUUUUAUGUACCAAAAAGCCUACGCCUCCUAUACCUUGGUAAUUUCCUGAAUUGUAUUGUUACAAAGUGUGCCUUUAUUUUAGUAGAGUCGUUUCUUCGCCUUUAAGCCUUGUCUCGCAUAAGCCUACUACGUCCCAUUUUAUGGUCUUAAGUUCUUCUUGCAACUCUUCUAGGUUAUCUUCUGUCCUCAUCGUUCUGAUGUUAUAUGUUCCGAUGUGCAUUUUGUGUGUACUAAGCGAAUUCUUGCCUCCCCCAGAUUCCACGAGGCAGACCCAUUUCUGGGUGUGGGACUUGGCAUAACAUACCGUACCCACCUGGGGACCAUAUCCGUUCGUUUAAUAUUCGCCAUUUCUAUGUAGUUGGAAGGAUGAGUAGCCUUAAAACACCACGCUGGCUAGACGGGUUGGUGAGUUUUAUAUCAGCCGCCCACUCUGGGUCAGACGCUGUUCGUAGCCGUCCAUUCCGGAUCAGACGCUACGGUUUUGAUUCUAUAUUACCCCUAUAAUCGAGGGUUGCCACUUCCGCCAUCCACACCGUACCGAAGCUCCGCUUCUCCGCCAUGUCUGCCGUUGUGGACUUCAUCCGUAACCCUGGACAAGGGACCCUAAACAGGUACUAGUUUCCCGGGUAAGGAAACCCCCGGAAUCUGCGAGGGGCAGGGAUUGAUUCAUUUCCCCUGAUAGGACUAUCUUCAAUAAUUUAAAGAGUUCCUACUCGCUACCCUCGAAUCGCACUACUUAUUACAAAUGUAACCAUAAAACUCUAUAUUUUGAUGUCACCAUUACAACUAGUGUGCUGGUUUCAUUUACUGUACGGAAUGCAGUGAGGAUGAUCUGAAUCACAUCGAAAACGUUUUGAUGUUUUACUUCAUUUGGACGACACUUUUUUAAAAAGUUUUAAUAAAAUUUUUAUAUCAUUAUACAAAUUGAAGUUCUUACUUCUUUGUAAGUUUUAUAACUAUGGUAUGGUCCUUUUCAUAGGCAUUUUUCAGUGCGUCACAAAUGAUAGAAAAAAGGUAAGUCCGUAAUAAUACACAUUUAUAACAUUUAUUCUAACAUGACAUUUUAGUUAAAUCUGACAGCUGUCACAUUUUAUUUGCAAUUUGGCAUAAAAACAAAUCAAUUGUGUUUAUUGAAUUAAUAAAAUGGUAUUUUCUUUGAUUUGUAUAGUCUUAUAUAAAUUGUACUGAUUAUAUUCGUAGAUAUAUUAUUAUAUAAUUCGUAAAUAUUUUUUUUCGAUUAUAGCGCUAUCUAUCGACAACUAGAAUAAAUGUUAUAAGUGUCUGUAAUCACGGACGUGCCUUUUUUUCUGUCACAUACAAUUUAAUGCGUUAGAAAGAAAUCGAAAAACUGUGACGCACUGAAAGAUGCCUAUGAGAAAAAGAGUAUACAGCCAGCUAUUGGGAUUUUCCCUUUAAUUUAUAAUAAUGUUUAGUUUUCAGCUCUUCUAAUAUUUAAAGUUUGUACCACAUAUAUUAUUUCGGAAACAUUUAUACUACUUUAAAAUGUUUGGUUUUGUAUUUAGCAACGUGUUUUUAUUAUUUUAGAAAUAGUUCUAAUCAAAUUAAUUCAAAAUGUUUAAUAUGUUUAGGAAAUUGCAUGCACAAAAAUAUUAUUUUUAACUAUUACCUAAAUUUAUUUCGUAUACACAAUCUUCUAUUUAUGACUUAGUUUGA
Messenger RNA from Diabrotica virgifera virgifera (western corn rootworm), 12127 nucleotides. RefSeq lists its product as uncharacterized. Bases 93 to 1385 code for a protein of 430 amino acids. The transcript has 7 exons. NCBI's taxonomy places the organism in Eukaryota, Metazoa, Arthropoda, Insecta, Coleoptera, Chrysomelidae. The record is from RefSeq and is a predicted model, not a curated record.